Salvia splendens (bonfire salvia) is the source of this 1075-nucleotide messenger RNA. Its product is annotated as ferredoxin C 2, chloroplastic. Lineage: Eukaryota; Viridiplantae; Streptophyta; Magnoliopsida; Lamiales; Lamiaceae. Gene Ontology annotation, molecular function: iron-sulfur cluster binding. The transcript is spliced from 8 exons. Gene Ontology annotation, cellular component: chloroplast. Bases 270 to 818 code for a protein of 182 amino acids. The record is from RefSeq and is a predicted model, not a curated record.
UUAAUUUUUUUAAUAAAAAUACUCCAUUUGCAGUCGGUUUGCUUAAUCUACUCGAUCGGGUUCGGUUCAUAAUACUCGAUUUGUGUUCGGUUCGGUUCGGUUCGGUUCGGUUCGACUAUCGGUUCACCAAAAUAUUGGUGGGACACACACAUAACAUAAUCGGAUUGAAUUGCGCCCCUCUUUGUUUCUCCAGCUCUGAGAUUUCAUUUUAUCCAUCAAAAUCUGAACCUGCUUCUAAAGUUCUAACUAUUUUUCCAGAGAAAGUAGUCAUGGACCUUCAAACUCCAUGUAACGCUUGUACAUUGAUUAACCGAAAACCAGCAUCUCCUAAACUGUCAUUUUCCAGAAACAACAUCAGAAUGCGAAAAUACCGUUGUAAAACGGUUUCAGAGCUCCAAUCAACAGCCUCUGUAAACGGGGGAGCCAGCCCCUCUCCAGUUCCAUCACACAAAAUCACGGUACAUGACCGUCAGCGCGAUGUCGUCCAUGAAUUUUAUGUCCCUGAGGACCAAUAUAUCUUGCACACUGCAGAGGAUCAGGAUAUAAAGCUACCGUUUGCUUGCAGACAUGGCUGUUGUACCAGCUGUGCUGUCCGUAUAAAGUCUGGGGAACUCAUACAGCCAGAAGCACUAGGGAUAUCUGCAGAAUUAAAAUCUAAGGGGUAUGCACUUUUGUGUGUUGGCUUCCCAUCGUCUGACCUGGAGGUUGAAACACAAGACGAGGAUGAGGUGUAUUGGCUACAAUUUGGAAGAUAUUUUGCUCGUGGACCUAUUGAAAGAGAUGACUAUGCAUUAGAAUUGGCCAUGGGAGAUGAGUAAGGAUCUUCAUCCAUGAGCUGAGGAUGGCUCUCUAUUGUAGCAUUAGCUGCAGGGCUCAUAAAAUAUGCAACCGAGAGGCGAUGUCGUUCCUCGUUUACGACUGCUCUGUGAACUACACUCUUUAGCCUCCCAUUACUCCAUGCCUGUCAACAAAAUCUCAUUAUACAACCUUAAGAAAAUACUACUACAUGUUCAUUAUUGAACAUAGUAAAGUGAGCACUAAAGACAUAGUAAAGUGAGCAUAGUAUUUGAUGAAA